Trypanosoma brucei brucei TREU927 is the source of this 1548-nucleotide messenger RNA. RefSeq names its product monooxygenase, putative. The coding region runs from base 1 to 1548 and encodes 515 amino acids. Lineage: Eukaryota; Euglenozoa; Kinetoplastea; Trypanosomatida; Trypanosomatidae. Gene Ontology annotation, molecular function: FAD binding; oxidoreductase activity. The record is from RefSeq and is a predicted model, not a curated record. Gene Ontology annotation, cellular component: mitochondrion. The transcript has a single exon. Gene Ontology annotation, biological process: ubiquinone biosynthetic process.
AUGAAUGGUCGUACACGGGUAUUGUUUACUGCCGGGGUGCCAACACCUCCCAACUGUGCGCACAACGUUGUUAUUUCCGGUGGAGGAAUUGUAGGAGCCGCCGCAAUGGCUGCACUUCAGAAACUCAGAGCGCGUUUUCUCGCAGAAAGUGUCGGAGCUGAAGGUUCCGUUUCACAUAAUGUGCACUCGAGGUGUUUGUCUCGACUCCUCCUUGCGGAUCCCAUGGCACGACCGCAUUACGACGCGGCGAAUAUCAUGCAUAACCUACGCACUGUCAGUCUCACACCGGUAUCGAGCAAGUUGUUGGAUAACCUCGGCUCCUGGAAACGAUUGCAAACGAAGCAUGCCUAUUAUCGUAUUGCCCUUCGGCACGAGCGCACGAAUGGGCCAGUCGCUCCGGACCAAUCCUCACAAGAGAAGUCCAGAAAUUUUUUUGUGAAUGGCCCUUUGGGUAACGGCACAUCCACGGCGGAGCCGCUGCUCGAGUUCACGAACUUAGACAGCCCACUUGGGUUCAUUUGUUACAAUUCAGACAUUAACACCACACUGCUGGAUGUUGUCGAGGAACAAAUGAAACAAUAUCAACAACCUUUGGGAAGUGACGGGUGUGGAGUUCAGGAGCAACCCACCGAUUGCAUUGAAUUCGGCUCAUCCUUGGGAUCAUAUUCGCUUCCUCAUCGUAAUAUCGUCGAUGGUCCUGCAGGUCGGGCAAUUCUGCGGAAGUCAGUGGGUGAUCAGCCGGUUGAGUUUUCGCUGCUACUUGGCUGUGAAGGGCGUGGCGGUCACCUGCGCGAAUCUCUCGGUUCAGCACUGGUGCAGCACGACUACGCGCAAACCGCCUUUGUUUGUACAGUUCAGUUGAAGCGGCCCGCGGAUGGCAACGUUUGUUGCUUUCAAAACUUCUUCACGAAUGGUGACAUCAUUGCGUUGUUACCAACGUCUGAAGACACUUCUAAUAUUGUCUUCUCCACAACGGCCGAGCAUGCCCGCGAGCUAGCCGCUGCGAAGCAAUCGGAACUUGUAGAAGAACUUAACCGAUGCCUUCAUGCAUUUGCCCCACGCGACAUCCCGCUUAUCAUCAGUGUCCCGGAAGUUGAACUGGGCGGCAAGACAGUACGCGCGCAGGGAAUGUUUCCGGUAAGACUCAGCGUUGCUCUUCAACCCUUCGGCCCCCGUUGCCUUCUCCUCGGUGAUGCCGCGCAUGGGAUUCAUCCUUUUGCCGGACAAGGAUUAAAUUUGGGACUCUACGAUGUCUGCGCACUGGUGGAAGUGCUGGAACGGGCGGUAAGAAGUGGCCAAGAUAUUGGUAGUGUCAUCGCCGUGGGGCAACCAUUUGCCGCUGCAAUGAUGUCCCACACUGGGAUCAUGAUUACGGCAAUGGAGAGUGUAUUUGGGCUUCUCGCCACAAUGCCUGGUUUGAGUUGUACUGGGAUGAGUGUGUUGCAGAAGCUGCCACUGGUAUCGUCAUUGGGUAAACAAUCUAUCAUUCAUGUGGCAUCAGGUGGCUUUUUCGCAUCGCACCACCGGGAGUCAUUUCUCCUUGCAUAA